Messenger RNA from Ostrea edulis (European flat oyster), 2633 nucleotides. Its product is annotated as tyrosine-protein kinase SRK2. The record is from RefSeq and is a predicted model, not a curated record. The transcript has 11 exons. Gene Ontology annotation, molecular function: ATP binding; non-membrane spanning protein tyrosine kinase activity; signaling receptor binding. Bases 689 to 2200 code for a protein of 503 amino acids. Gene Ontology annotation, biological process: innate immune response; cell surface receptor protein tyrosine kinase signaling pathway; cell differentiation. NCBI's taxonomy places the organism in Eukaryota, Metazoa, Mollusca, Bivalvia, Ostreida, Ostreidae. Gene Ontology annotation, cellular component: extrinsic component of cytoplasmic side of plasma membrane.
GACAAAUAGUUUUUAAUUCAAUUCUAUCCACGAUUUCUGUAAUUGAUUUGAUGAGUGCGUGGUGCUAAUAAGUUUAUUACUUGUCUGAAUUGUAAUAUAAACGUAUAAUUUUGUUAUUGUAUCUAAAAUAUCCACGCCCCAAAAAUAAUUGAAAAAUUGAAAUUCCUUUGAAAUAGGAGGGUAAAGAUUUGGCGCCUCCUUUGACUCAAUAUCUUUAUAAAAUAUCACUUGAAUGUCUCCUGUGAAUAUUUCCUGGAUCCACCACUUGGUAUUUGCAUUUGCUGACAGAUGGAAAAGUAAACUUAAUAUCCCAGUUUUGUGUAUACAUUACUUUUGAGUUAUCUUUCUUUUGCUCCAGUUUCACGGUUUUAAAACAAGGAUUAAAUCCCACUCAUAAGCUAUUCACUGUCGUUCUUUGGUAUUGGGUUAAAUUAUUACAAAAACACUAUCUCGAAAAUCGUAACUUUAUCGCGGAAGUUAGAAACGUCGCAACAAAAGACGACAUUUUUUUUAAAAACCCCCGUCGAUCAAAUGACGUCUCAUUCCUCCAAGUAGAAAAGCUGAAUUUAACCAAACAAGGAAGUGAAAUGUACAAUUGAUAUGUACAGGAUUGUAUCCAGAGGAAAAACAACUGCUGUUUAACUACUGCGUGUGAUUGGUGUGUGUUUGUUUGUUUGCCAGUGUCGAGAUGGGAUGUUGCUAUUCAAAGGAAAAGAAGAAGGACGAUUUUGCAGAUAUCGAUAAAAAAGACGGAGGAGUAGAGCCGGCUGAUGGUGUUGAUAACCCGACAAAUCCCGACGCAGAAGAACCCUCCCCCACAGCAGCUGCAGGGAAGGGCACGUUAAGAGCCCUGUAUGAUUAUGACGCCCGAGCUGACGAGGACUUGCCCUUUAAAAAAGGCGAUCACCUCACCUUGUUAGACGACAGUAACCCUGACUGGUGGUAUGCAAAACGAACACAGAGCGGGGAAGGAAGAAAUGAAGGUUAUGUUCCGUCAAACUAUGUCGCAAAGGAUGACACUUUAGAAACUUACGAAUGGUUCGUCGGAAAAAUUUCAAGGAAAGAAUCUGAGAGACAAUUACUUAGUCCCGGGAACGUGUUAGGAACAUACUUAAUACGAGAAAGCGAGACCUCCCCAGGAAAUUAUGUACUGUGUGUCCGAAGUUUCCAGGAAGGGAAAGGUGAUAUAGUGAGACACUACAAAAUUAAACCUCUAGAUGAUGAUAAAGGAUUCUUUAUCACUCCACGAAGAACGCUUCCAAAUCUGCAGGAAUUAGUCAAACAUUACAGUGAAAAUGCAGACGGAUUAGGACAAAAACUGACAGAGGCUAGUGCAAAAACUAAACCAGUCAUAGAUCUGAGCAAGGACGCAUGGGAAAUUGACCGUGAAUCUCUACAAUUGACCAAGAAGUUAGGCGCUGGUCAGUUUGGGGAAGUAUGGAAAGGGAAAUGGAAUAAGCAGACGGACGUGGCAGUGAAAACUCUCAAGCCCGGCACCAUGUCCAUCGACGCCUUCCUAUUAGAAGCCAAUAUCAUGAAAAAAUGCAAACACGACAAAUUAGUGAGACUGUAUGCAGUUUGUACAGAUAAAGAACCAAUUUACAUCGUUACUGAACUGAUGUCUAACGGCAGUCUCCUUGAUUACUUGCGUGGGGACGAGGGAGGAGUACUGAAGUUCAUGCAGCUGGUGGACAUUGCCGCACAAGUGGCCAGCGGCAUGGCGUAUCUGGAAGGGAACAAACUCCUUCACCGAGAUUUAGCAGCUCGAAACGUGUUAGUUGGUGACAACAAUUUGGCGAAAGUGGCAGAUUUUGGUUUGGCGAGAUUAAUCGAAGAUGAUGAAUAUACCCCCAAGUCAGGUGGUAAAUUCCCUAUAAAGUGGACCGCCCCUGAAGCCGCGUUAUACGGUCGUUAUACGAUUAAAUCUGAUGUGUGGUCGUACGGAAUCCUGCUGGUAGAGAUUGUGACACGCGGCCAAACCCCAUAUCCAGGGAUGAUGAAUAAAGAAGUUUUAGAACAAGUGGACCGUGGCUACAGGAUGGCGAAGCCACAUCACUGUCCGGAUUCCAUGUACGAGAUGAUGUUGAAGUGCUGGGACAAGAAAGCGGCCAACAGACCGACAUUUGAGUAUCUGUCUGGCUUCUUUGACGAUUACUUUAUUUCCACUGAACCAAAUUAUAAAGACCCUGAUGACUAUUAAUUCAUGUUCACAAGUUUAUGAGAGAGAGAGAGAGAGAGAGAGAGAGAGAGAGAGAGAGAGAGAGAUUUAUUGGAUAUGUAUUUGUGAAUUAUACUCUCAAUUGCAACACAGUUUGGAUUUAUUGUUUUGUUUUAAAUGUUAUCGUAUCUACAAUAUUACUGAAGACUAUUUUUAUUGAUUGAAAAUUAAUUCGAGAUAUGCAUUUUGUGUAUUGACGUUUAAAUCAUGUUUUUGUUGUAUAUAUAUCAUAGUUAUUACACUGGACAUAUAGUUAUUGCAUUGAUUAAGUUGUAAAACCUUGAUGAAUAUGCAUGUGAGUUUACGUAUGUCACAUUAAUACAUCUACAAUGGAAGGAGGAUGGAUGGAAUGGAACUUUAUUUAGAAUCAGACAUUGUAAAUUAUGAUUAUAACUUAAUAAAACACUAAAACCCA